AUGAGUGCGAAGAGUUCGAUUCCACCGCGGCAAGCUUCAGCCAAACCACGACCUGUUACUACUUCAACUUCUGCGAGUCGAUUUGGCGCAUUUGCGAAGACUGGCGUGAGUAAAACUGAGAGAAAGCCUGGUGCAACAAAGAAAGAGGAAGCGAAGAAGGUGGUCCAGCCGACCUCUUCAAAGACGAAACCAGGUGUGAUUCAGCCAAAGGUUGUCUCACGAUUCGGCCAAGCUUCAUCUUCUAGCAAGAAAGAAGUGCAGAAAGUUAAACCAGCGAGUAGUUCAGUAACUGCACCAGGGAAGAGCACGGCAGCGACGAAUCCGAAGCCAAAGAUUCCGACUUCGACGAUGGAAAAGCCUGAAAAGUCGAAGCCGCUUACGGCCAAGGCAGCUGAAGUUACUGAGAGACUUUUGACUUUUGACGACGAACUAAUCAACCCAACGAGUAAAAAAGCAGUCUUCGUGUUCGAGCAAGUUGUCCCAGGAUUAAAGACGAACGACAAAUGCCAAGCCACAUUUAACGAUGUCGCCUGGGAAGUUGCCGGAAAGGGCUUUGUCACCUCCGCCAAUUUGACUAAUGUUCAAGUCAAAUAA
Molecule: messenger RNA, 594 nt
Organism: Oikopleura dioica
Lineage: Eukaryota; Metazoa; Chordata; Appendicularia; Copelata; Oikopleuridae
Source: the annotation of a GenBank genome assembly